AUGGUGAAUCUUGAAGAAUUUGCUAGUGACUGGAUCGGAUUCCCAGAAGAUGAUAUUGAAUCCGGGGACUACUAUUUCGACUCCUACUCCCACUUUGGUAUACAAGAGGAAAUGUUAAAGGAUUCCGUUCGCACGGACGCAUUUAGGAACGCAAUUUUGCAAAACGGGCAUCUGUUUUAUGAUAAAAUAGUGCUAGAUUUGGGAUGUGGCACUGGAAUAAUGGCAAUGUUUGCAGUUCAAGCCGGAUCAAAGCAUGUGUAUGCGGUGGAUCAAUCAGCGAUUAUAUUCAAAGCUAAGCAGAUUAUCCGUGACAAUAAUAUGGGAGAUAAAAUUACAUUUAUAAGGGAUAAAAUUGAGGAUGUAACAUUGCCUGAAAAGGUGGAUAUCAUUGUUAGUGAGUGGAUUGGCUAUUUUUGUCUGUAUGAAAGUAUGUUAGAUUCGGUUAUAUUUGCCAGGGAUAAGUGGUUAAAAGAAGGCGGGCUUAUAUUUCCAGACAAAGUAAAUAUUUAUAUCGCUGGUAUUGAAGAUGGUGAGUAUAAGGCUGAAAAGCUGGAUUCUUGGCGUAGUUUUUACGGCCUAGACUUUUCUAGCGUUAUACCUACUGUUAUGCAUGAGCCAAUCAUAGAUACUGUGGACUCUCGUGCCUUGGUAACUAAUCCCUAUUGUAUAUUGAAAAUUGAUGUAAACAAGUGGAAAACUGAAGAUUCAAACUUCUGUGCUAAAUAUAGGAUCGUUGCAAAUAAAAAGGACUUCAUGCAUGCGUUUGUUUUUUGGUUUGACAUAAUAUUCUCCCAAUGUCACGUACCAGUUCAUAUAAGCACAAGUCCAAACUCAAGCACCACACAUUGGAAGCAGACGGUAUUUUAUAUCAGAGAUAAUAUGCCCCUGGAGAAGGGAGAUAUUAUAACUGGCAUGAUAUGUGUGCGGAAGAACAGGGAUAACAAGAGAGAUCUAGAUGUGAAGAUGUCUUAUUAUGGCAAGGGAAAGUGGUUUCAAGUGGAUGAUUGUAAUUUUUAUCGUAUCAGAUGA
Messenger RNA from Babesia microti strain RI, 1029 nucleotides. RefSeq names its product protein arginine N-methyltransferase 1. Lineage: Eukaryota; Apicomplexa; Aconoidasida; Piroplasmida; Babesiidae. The record is from RefSeq and is a predicted model, not a curated record. Gene Ontology annotation, cellular component: nucleus. Gene Ontology annotation, biological process: peptidyl-arginine methylation. The transcript is spliced from 5 exons. Gene Ontology annotation, molecular function: protein-arginine N-methyltransferase activity. The coding region runs from base 1 to 1029 and encodes 342 amino acids.